Messenger RNA from Dufourea novaeangliae, 1179 nucleotides. Its product is annotated as protein Wnt-1-like. Gene Ontology annotation, cellular component: extracellular region. Bases 1 to 1179 code for a protein of 392 amino acids. Gene Ontology annotation, molecular function: frizzled binding; cytokine activity. Lineage: Eukaryota; Metazoa; Arthropoda; Insecta; Hymenoptera; Halictidae. The record is from RefSeq and is a predicted model, not a curated record. Gene Ontology annotation, biological process: canonical Wnt signaling pathway; cell fate commitment; neuron differentiation. The transcript is spliced from 7 exons.
AUGCGGCCCGUCCUGUCAACUGUUUUCCUUGUACCGUUGCUGCUCGUCGCGUGGCAAAACGGCGCGCAGGCCAACUGGUGGUACCUGGGAGUGGAGCCCCGGCUGAAUAGCGGCGGAUCGGGCCAGGGAAACGGCGGCGUCGGAGGCGGCGGCGUAGUCGACGGACAGCCUCAGAUCAUCGGCGCGGGUGUGAUCGGGCCGGCGAGCGCCGAAAAGAGCUGCAAGAGCGUGCACCUGACCGCCAAGCAGCAGGCUAUAUGCUCCCGCUCGCCGCCCGUCCUGCAGGCAGUCAGCGCGGGCGCGAGAUUGGCCAUAGAGGAGUGUCAGCACCAGUUUAGAUCAGCCAGAUGGAAUUGUUCCAUCAGCCCGGAAAAUCCGGAGAACGUGUUCGGUGGCGUGAUGCUAGUCAACAGUCGCGAGGCAGCGUUCGUGUAUGCAAUAUCAGCGGCUGGGGUCGCUUACAGCGUCACCAGGGCCUGUUCCAGGGGCGAGCUCACCGAUUGCUCCUGCGACAACCGGGUCAGAACACGCCGGCCGAAUAAUUGGGAAUGGGGCGGCUGCAGCGAGGACAUACACUUCGGGGAGAAGUUUUCGCGAGAGUGGUCCGACGGCGGCGAGGAGCCGGUGAAAGACGGUGUCCUGCACGGGCCGAAAGGGCUGGCUGGCCAGCUGAUGAGGAAGCACGAUAGCGAAGCUGGCAGGCGGGCCGUCCGCUCGAGAAUGCAACGCGUGUGCAAGUGUCACGGUAUGUCGGGCUCGUGCAGCGUACGCGUUUGCUGGAGAAGACUGCCAGCGUUCAGGGUGGCCGGAGCUGCCCUGGCGGCGUUGCACGAAGGCGCGGCUCUGGUUCGACUGGCCCAACGCGGCGGAAGAAGACCAGCGAGGCUCAGGCCAGCUCGUCCGGAUCUGAAACGUCCGAACAAGACCGACCUGGUGUAUCUCGAGGACAGUCCCGACUACUGCGAACGAAAUACCACGCUCGGUAUCCCCGGCACGAGGGGAAGGAUAUGCAACCGGACGUCCCUCGGUCUGGACGGAUGUCGACUCCUAUGCUGCGGUCGGGGCUACCAGACACGGGUACGGGACGUGACCGAGGAGUGCGGCUGUCGAUUCGUCUGGUGUUGCCACGUGAAGUGCGAGCUAUGUCGGCACACGCGGGAGGAACACGUCUGCAAUUAG